AUGGCCGCUCUUCGGUCCCGCCAGGCGAGGAGGUACAUGCCAUGCCAAAUGUCGAAUACUGACACGACGCAGACGGCCCAGCGCUGUGUCACCCAACGACAGCGCCUUCGUGAAGUGUCGGUCCAUGUGGACACCGUAUUUGACACCAUCGACACGCCCCCACGUUGCGGGGAUCUGUCAGAUGAUGCAAAAGCGUGGAGGGAUCGUCCGCAACGUCCCGAACUCGGACCGGUCGCGAUUGAUCUGGCCCCCUCGCGAAUCGACAGUUUGACGGUUGUACGCGUCCACCCCCAGGCCUCCCCAGACUGCAUCGCGGGUUCAGAUACGCGGGAGCGAGAUUAA
Molecule: messenger RNA, 342 nt
Organism: Heterobasidion irregulare TC 32-1
Lineage: Eukaryota; Fungi; Basidiomycota; Agaricomycetes; Russulales; Bondarzewiaceae
Exons: 2
Coding region: 1-342 (113 amino acids)
Source: RefSeq, a predicted model, not a curated record